AUGGCAUCAUCCAACAAAGCGGUAACCCCGCUUAUCAUCGAUAAUGAGUCCGUUGAGACCGAUGUCAGAUUUGAAGUCCAUGCUCCCGCCACCGGCGAGCUGAGUGGCUAUUGUGCCGGUGUGUCGGUCGCCGAUGCCAACCGCGCAGUCGACAGUGCCCAGGCUGCCUUUCUCGCAUGGAGGAAGACCAAGGCACACGAGCGCCGCGACAUCCUGUUGAAGGCCGCCGACAUUAUGGCCUCGCGCAAAGAGGAAUUGAUACAGUACCAGCGCGAGGAGACCGGUGCCGGUCGACCCUUUUCGGAAUUCACUUUCAACCAGGGUGUGCUCUUUAUCAAAGAGUUCGCGGGUCGGAUAUCCACGAUCGAGGGUGUCGUGCCCCAUGUGAGCGGGGAGGGGGAGGAAGCGAUCGUAUACAAGGAGCCGUAUGGAGUAAUUCUGUCAAUCGCGCCAUGGAACGCUCCUUUCAUUCUGGGUACGCGCGCCGUAGCGCUCCCACUCGCAGCCGGAAACACCGUCGUUCUCAAGGGCUCCGAGCUCUCACCCAAGUGUUUCUGGGCCCUGGGCGAUAUCUUCCGCCAGGCUGGUCUUCCUGCCGGAUGUCUGAACGUCAUCUUCCACCAGCCCUCCGACGCCCCGGCCGUCACCACUGCGCUGAUUGCUCACCAGGCUGUGCGCAAGGUCAACUUCACCGGGAGCACACUGGUCGGCUCGAUCAUUGCUUCCACCGCAGGUAAAUACAUCAAGCCUGUGCUGCUCGAGCUGGGUGGGAAGGCGUCGGCGGUUGUUUUGGACGACGCGAAUUUGGACAAGGCUGCCAUGAACUGUGCCAUUGGAUCGUUCAUGCACUCCGGUCAAAUCUGCAUGUCGACCGAGCGGAUUAUCGUGCUACGGUCCAUUGCAGAUGAGUUCCGACAGAAACUUGCUGCGACGACGGAGAAGUUGUUUGGCAAGGAUGCGCCCGCGCUAGUACUAGUGAACACCGCAGCCGUCGCUAAGAACAAGAGGCUUGUGGCAGACGCCGUGUCUCGCGGAGCUUCGCUUCUUUUCGGCGACGCCAAUGCAAGCGAGUCCGUUGGAGCGGGCAUGCGACCGAUCGUCGUCGACGGUGUCACCAAGGAGAUGGAGAUGUACGCUACCGAGUCGUUUGGUCCGACCGUGUCUCUCAUGGUUGUGGACACUGAAGAUGAGGCAAUCGCACUAGCAAAUGACACCGAAUACGGUCUGACAGCAGCUCUGUAUACCAACAAUCUGUUCCGGGGGCUGCGGGUGGCUAAGCAAAUUGACUCAGGGGCCGUCCAUAUCAAUUCUCUGACUGUACACGACGAGUCUGCCCUCCCUCACGGAGGAUGGAAGAGUAGUGGCUUUGGUCGCUUCGGAGGGAGUUCUGGAUACGAUGAGUUCCUCCAGACUAAAACCAUUACAUGGCAGGAGUAG
This is a messenger RNA of Penicillium digitatum Pd1, 1437 nucleotides long. RefSeq names its product aldehyde dehydrogenase. Lineage: Eukaryota; Fungi; Ascomycota; Eurotiomycetes; Eurotiales; Aspergillaceae. The record is from RefSeq and is a predicted model, not a curated record. Gene Ontology annotation, biological process: GABA catabolic process. Gene Ontology annotation, molecular function: succinate-semialdehyde dehydrogenase (NAD+) activity.